AUGUGCUGUAAUUUGCACAGAAAUAAAGGGCCCAGCGUGUCCUUUCGAAGCGCAUGCGUUUCGUUAUUCAUCGCUGCGCUCCUUGCCAUGGUCUCUUUUAUCACCUGGCAAGAAAGCCUGACAGCGGUACAAGAAGGCUUCAGAAAGCACCAGAAACGAUCUCUCGACAAAGAAGUGACCACGACACAAAUGCCGAUCAUGACGGCAAAGAUUCAUGAAGAAAAUGACAAGAAACAUAAGAAACACAAGUCCUAUGGAAAGCUCCAUUUCGAAGAUUCAAAAACUGUCGACGACGAAAUCAGCCAAAAAAUGGCAGCCAAACACCAGCAAUUAAUUCAGCCCCUCACAAAAAAGGAUGAAGAAGAUUGGAAGAAGAAAAUCUGGACUACGGCGCAAAUGGAGUCUCACGCCGAUGCCGAGCCUGUUGAAAUUCUAUGGUGGUUUGCGCAUACUGGACAUAACGUGCGACAAGACUCUAAGUGGGAAAAUCACGAGCAAUGUGGAACGUGCAUCUUAACUACGGAUCGGAGCAAAGAACAGACAGCUGACGCAAUCGUGAUUCCGAAUGGACCGCUCCAAAGUGUUCUUAAACACGGCGUUAACCGUCUUUCGCAACGUGCGGGGGACGGUGGCGACAGCGAUGCCGGCUUCCCGGAUUUGGAAAAUAGAAAUCUUUCGCAGAUCUGGGCCUUUGAGAACAAGGAAUCUGCUAUCAAGGGAUCAGAACAACCAUCAACAAUUCCUCGAGAAGUUGAUUCCGCCUUCAAUGUGACAAUGACCUACCGUCUCGAUUCCGACAUUUCCCGUCGAUUUGGCGACAUCGAGUCCGUCAUCACUAGCGCUAGAUUUGAUGAAAAGGGUGAGUUGGUGAUGUCUGACGAGGAUUAUGCUCGUCAAUUGAUGGCAAACAAGUACCCAGCUGGUAACGAAUUCAACACGGCUUGGUUCGUCUCCAACUGCGGAAAGACUCCUGGAGCCGUAAAGCGAUUCGAAUACGGCGCCCAAUUAAUUGCCGACGGUUUGAAACUCUACUCAGAAGGAGAAUGCUUUGGGCAUGCUACUCCUAAGGCUUUUGGAAAGGGAGGGUCAGAGCUUUUCCCGCUCAAGAAACUGAAAUUUUACUUGGCUUUUGAAAACGCCUUCCAUUGCAACGACUACAUUAGCGAAAAGUUCUGGCGCAAUUCAUUCAACAACGAAUUGGUUCCAGUCGUCUACGGCCCUCAUCCAGAUGAUGUCAAAGCUGUUGCUCCUCCGAACUCCUACAUUCUAGCAGAGGACUUUGACUCACCAAAAGAACUCGUGGAAUACUUGGAAUAUCUCGAUAAGAACAACACAGCUUACAUGGAGUACCACGCCUGGCGAAAUCUGUACACUGAAGGGCCCAAGACAGCUGACGGCUGCCUGCAGAACCUUGGCACCGUCAAUCGAACAAUCUGCCUCCUCUGCCGCCGCGUGCGGGAGAUGCGUGCCCAAAAGAAGAAGCAAAGCAUCAAAAGUGUGAUGAGUUACUGGAAGUACAACGUCCACAAAGAGUGCAAGGAGGACGUCAACUUCCAGGACUAUCAGACCAAGAUCAAACGCAACAUCGUCUCUUGGCACGAAGAAUACUAA
Molecule: messenger RNA, 1611 nt
Organism: Oikopleura dioica
Lineage: Eukaryota; Metazoa; Chordata; Appendicularia; Copelata; Oikopleuridae
Source: the annotation of a GenBank genome assembly